Hydractinia symbiolongicarpus is the source of this 2766-nucleotide messenger RNA. RefSeq lists its product as uncharacterized. The transcript has 2 exons. The record is from RefSeq and is a predicted model, not a curated record. Lineage: Eukaryota; Metazoa; Cnidaria; Hydrozoa; Anthoathecata; Hydractiniidae. The coding region runs from base 692 to 1288 and encodes 198 amino acids.
AUCAAAAUUUGGAUUUCUUGUCAUCUAAAUGUCAUUUUAGGCCAAAAUUUGCCCAAAAAUUAAAACUACUUUAUUUUCGACAAAAUUUGGCUCAAUUAACAAGAAAAGUAUGCUGAACAUGAUGGUAACUUCAAAAUUUGGAUUUUUUGUCACCUAAAUGUCAUUUUAGGCCAAAAUUAGCCCAAAAAUUAAAACUACUUUAUUUUCGACAACAUUUGGCACAGUUAACAAAAAAGGUAUACUGAACAUGAUAGUGACAUCAAAGUGUUAAUUUUUUGUCACCUAAAUGCCGUUUAAGACCAUAAACGUUUCAAUCGCGCCACUGUAACCAUGAAUGAUAGGCUGUAUUUUUUGUUAGCAGAAAUUGUAGAAUUGGGUCGCAUUGUCGAUGUUUCAUAGUUGUGCAUUUUUAAUAGCGAGAUAGUUUAUGCAGCGCCUGCAUCUUGUUUACAUUAAUAACCAUCAACUUUAGAUAAAAAAAAAGUCAUUCGUCGUCAAUACUAAAAGCAUGUCCAUUGAAAUCCUCUUGUACAGUAGCAACACGAAAAAAUUGGCGGAUGGCGAAAAAGUUAAUUUUGGCGGGGAAUUUAAUUUGGCAGGCACCGCCAAAUUUUCAUUCUACCAAAAUCUCUGCCCUUAGGUAUCAAAUGAUAUAAAAACGUUUUAUCAUUAUAAAAUAUUUUUUAGUGUCAUGGCAUAUUUGAAAAGAUACAGAAAAAAUAUUGCUGAAGUGAACAAACUUGCAAGAAGCAGUGAUAGCGAUGAUGCAGUUGAAACUCACAGGGAAGGGGGAAAUCAAAUUUUUGAAGAGUGUUACAUUGAAAGCAAUUCAUGUAGCAUGGACUGUGAUAUUGACUCAACUGAUACUGUAAAUGACAGUGGCAGUAGUAGUGAUGAAGAGUGGUUAAGUGAUGCAAUGGGAAACAUCACAUUAUCGGAAGAACUUGCGUCAUGGGCAGUGCGAAAUAGAGUUACAAGAAAUUCUGUUAAUGAACUUUUGGACAUCUUGAGAAAAAAUGGGCAUACUCUCCCAAAAGAUAGUCGCACUCUUCUCAAGACACCAAGAAACGUGAACACAGAUUCAAUCUGUGCGGGAAAAUAUGUUUACUUGGGCAUAGAAAAUGGAAUAAGACGAAUGCUUCUUAACAAUCCGAACAUCACCGUAACAGAAUAUAUCAAGCUUGCAAUAAAUAUAGAUGGAAUACCUUUAUAUAAGUCAUCAAGCACCCAAAUUAAUGCAUGCCUGGCAUAUGCAAGCAUACGUUUACUAAUUUAUUUGAAGAUAUAACUUUUGAUUCAAUAACCAUUUAAAUUUUUUGCUAUUUUGCUUUCAUGUGCACCAGUUAUGCUUGACACAUACAGGUGGUUGGAGCAUGCUGACAGGCUGCCUUAUAAGAGGGCGUGCCUGGCACAUGCAAGCAUACUUAUAGCAAUCUAUUUGAAGAUAUAACUUUUGAUUCAAUAACCAUUUAAAAUUUUUGCUAUUUUGCUUUCAUGUGCACCAGUUAUGCUUGACACAUACAGGUGGUUGGAGCAUGCUGACAGGCUGCCUUAUAAGAGGGCGUGCCUGGCACAUGCAAGCAUACUUAUAGCAAUCUAUUUGAAGAUAUAACUUUUGAUUCAAUAACCAUUUAAAAUUUUUGCUAUUUUGCUUUCAUGUGCACCAGUUAUGCUUGACACAUACAGGUGGUUGGAGCAUGCUAACAGGCUGCCUUAUAAGAGGGCGUGCCUGGCAUAUGCAAGCAUUUAUAGCAAUCUAUUCGAAAACAUUGUGACAAAAAAAUAUAUAGCUGAAGCUAAAUAUCAAGUAUUUAGUAAUUCUUAGUUAUAAAUCAUCAUAUUUAAAAAGCUGCAUGUUUUGUUCCAAAGCCCAUGUAAAUUCUUUUAAUUUGUUUUGACUUAAAAAAUCCAACUUUUCAUGAAAAAGGCAUAUUGACUAAAAUUUAAUCCCGCGAAAUAUCUGAACUCGAUCGAUUCGCAAAAAAUUGUGACAUUUAAGUACUUGAAAGACAUUCAUAACUAUGCAGAAGUGAAAAUGCUGAUAAAUAAACGUAGAGGAUUGAAAACUUAUGAUUGUAUUGUCUGCUUGAAGGUUCCUUCAAUACAUUUUGUGCACCUGUGGAAUUCUAUUAAAAAAUAGAGUGCUUGCUUGCUUGAUAAAUUACAAUUCUUACACUAAAAUUAUAACAAAAAUAAGAAAAUUAACUUGGUGAUCACUACUUGCUUUAUACCAGAGACCUGCACACACCACUAGUAUUAUGUAUAUAUACAAAUUAGGUUAAAACUUAGUUAUUAAACUUGUAAUUAUUGCAAAGAGCUGGAAAAAGAUUGAGAUUUUCUAUCAGCCAACUUCAUGCCUCAUUCGACAGUCUUACAAUCCGGUAUUUGAUCUUGUCAUGUUAAGUCAAUAUUUAAAUCCUUAAUUCCCUUGAGUAACCAUUGUUUUAUAUUAGCUAUAUUUGAAUAAAAUGAGUUGGAGCCGAGCAAUAUGGUUGGAAAACAAACAAGAAGAAGAAGGUACAAUACCAACAGUUUGGAUAAAAAAUAAUUUAGUCUACUGGCCAAGUUUUUUGAAUGUCGAGAAGGCAGCUGCAGAAUUAAAAGAACCUACAGCAUUAUGGCACAAAUUUCCACUAGUCCGAGUUAAAAUUACAGGAGAUAGAAAACUAUGUGAGGAGUUUGAUUUCACGGAGGCAGAAACGGAUGACGAAGAAGUCAUCACAAAAAAACAAAGCUCGCCGUCUUGUGAUGUAUUGUUUACAAAAA